Molecule: messenger RNA, 3153 nt
Organism: Brettanomyces bruxellensis
Lineage: Eukaryota; Fungi; Ascomycota; Pichiomycetes; Pichiales; Pichiaceae
Exons: 1
Coding region: 1-3153 (1050 amino acids)
Biological process (GO): RNA export from nucleus; post-transcriptional tethering of RNA polymerase II gene DNA at nuclear periphery; protein import into nucleus
Cellular component (GO): nuclear pore cytoplasmic filaments; nuclear pore
Molecular function (GO): structural constituent of nuclear pore
Source: RefSeq, a predicted model, not a curated record
AUGUUUGGUAAUUCAUCUAACACCACUAGUGGGUUUGGUGGGUUCGGUUCGAACAGCAAUAAUAACAAUGCCAACAACAACAGGAGCUCGCCUUUUGGAGGAGGGUUUGGCUCGAACAACAACACAAACUCUGGUGGGUUGUUCGGUAAUAGAAAUAACAACACAAAUACUUCGGGUGGUCUUUUUGGCAAUUCAUCAAAUAACACUGGAGGUUUUGGCUUUGGAGGUAACAACAACGUUAAUAACAACAACACUGCCUCAUCCGGUUUAUUUGGCUCGAGACCAACCAACUCUUCGCCUUUUGGCGCUAAUACAAAUGGCAAUAACACCAAUAACUCUGUUUUCCCCUCUAACAGUACUGGUGGUGGUCUGUUUGGUUCCAAUAACACAACCACAAACACAAACUCGACAGGUUUUGGAAACACCAACGGCACGUUUGCUGGUUCUGGCUUUGGAAAUAACCAAAAUACCGGUACUGGAUCUGUUCCAUUCAAGGAGUAUGUAGAAAAAAGCGAUGUUAUGGGAACACAGGUUUACGAGAGUAUCACGGCAAUGCCUGAGUACAGAAAUUACUCCUUUGAGGAGUUAAGGAUCCAGGACUACCUGCAAAACAGGAAGUAUGGUAAUGGUGGUUCUACAACUGGUGGUUUUGGCCAAACUGGCAACUUUGGUGGAUUUGGCAGCAAUAACAACAACAAUACCACCACUAAUGGUGGUCUGUUUGGUUCUACUAACAAUGCCGUCAAGAAUGGAACCAUCUUUGGUAAUAAUAACACAAAUAACAGUCCGUUUGGAAAUAAGAAUGGCGGUGGUCUGUUUGGUUCCGCUAACACUGGUAACAACAAUAAUAGCAAUAACGGCUUUGGUUCUUCUACGUUUGGCAAUUCAAACAACAACACAAGCUCUCCAUUUGGUGGUUUUGGCUCAAACAAUAAUACUAGCUCCCCAUUUGGCUCGAAUAACAACAAUAACAAUUCUGGUGGUUUGUUUGGUAACAGACCGAACAACACUUCAUCUCCUUUUGGCGGUAACAAUACAUUUGGAGCUAACAACAACAACAACACCGCUAAUUCUGGCUUUGGUGGACUGUUCGGCAAGAAUAACAACACCAAUAAUAACGGAGGUGGCAUGUUCGGAAACAACAACAACAAUUCCACAUCCGGUGGUCUGUUUGGAAAUAACAACGCCAACAAGCCUUCGUUUGGAUUUGGUGCUAACUCUAACAACAACAACAAUAACAGUGGAAAUCCCGGCUUUGGCUUUGGUAACAACAACAAUAACAACAAUGCCAACAGCGGAAACUCCGGCUUUAGCUUUGGUGGCAAUAAUAAUAAUAAUGCCAACAACAAUGGCGGAGGCUUGUUUGGCAGUAAGCCUUCUGGUGGUCUGUUUGGUAACAACAAUAAUAAUGGUAAUGGCAAUUCGACAGGUCUUUUUGGCAAUAACAACAACAAUUCCGGUGGCCUGUUUGGAAAUAAGCCAAACACCUCAGGCGGACUGUUUGGAAACAAUAACAACAAUGCAAACACCAAUAACAACUCUGGCGGCUUGUUUGGAAACAACAACAAUAACAGCAACAAUACGGGCGGCUUGUUUGGAAAUAAGCCUAGUACUGGAGGUGGCUUGUUUGGAAACAACAACAAUAAUAAUAAUAACAACAACUCUGGAGGUCUUUUUGGAAACAAGCCUGCUACUGGAGGUGGAUUAUUUGGCAAUAAUAACAAUAACAACGCUGGUGGAGGGAUGUUUGGCAAUAAGCCUGCAACCGGAGGAGGUCUAUUUGGCAAUAAUAAUGGCACAAAUAACACCUCGGGUGGCCUAUUUGGUAAUAAACCUGCAUCUGGAGGUCUUUUUGGCAAUAACAACAAUAACAACACUGGAUUCGGAUUGAAUAAUAGCACAAAUAACACCGGUGGUGGUCUUUUUGGUAACAAAAACCAAGGAUCAAAUAUGCUUUUCGGUAAUAACAAGCCUUCGUUUGGUUUUGGAUCUUCGAAUAAUGGUGGUGGACUAUUUGGAAACAGCCAGCAGAAUUCUACAAAUACUAAUGGUGGUUUUGGCUUUGGAAACAACCAACAGCAACAGCAGCAACAACAGCAAUUGGUUGCUAUGUCGAACCAGAAUCCAUAUGGUGUAGGUCCACUGUUUGCGGCCACUCAAAAUAUGGUUCAACCAGUUGUCCCUCCUUCAAUCAAGCCUAUCGCAAAGCCUUUGAUUGUGAAAAACGAUGUUUCACUUACUGCCGCUUAUAAGAUAGCGCCAAAGCCACUAUUUAGUCCAAAGGACUCUGUUGCAGUUAGAAAAGGAAGAAUUGUCGCGCCCGCAAUUCCUGCCUUACCUGCCCCAAGUACAAGGUCGUCUUCAACUUCUGCAAAUACAACUUUACUUGCCGAUGGUAACGAUGCCUCUGUUAUAGAAAAGAGUGCUAUUGCCAACGAUGAAACAGACGAAGCUAUUCUUUCGAGCUACAUCUUUGCACCAACGAAAAAUGCAAUCAAACUUAUAAUUGACAGUAAUAAGGACAAGAAGAAGUUUGAUGGUUUGAAAGAGGAUGGUUCGCAUUCAAAGCAGGUCAGUUUCCAGUUCGAUAGUCCGGGUGGCGAGAUAUCUCUAACUUCUGAUAAGAAAAAGGUUGCAGAUGAAAGUAAAAAGCCAUUGACUUUGUCUGAAUCUUCUCCUCAUAAUUCAAAGAAAGUGGAAAAGCAAAAACAGUUGUUCAAGCUUCCAACUGGCUAUUACAUAAGUCCAACUAUUGAGAUGAUUGAUAACAUGUCUCCUGAGGAAUUAACCGAGGUUAAAAACUUUGUUAUUGGCAAAAAGGGAUACGGAGAAGUGAAAUUUUUGGAACCAGUCGAUCUCACUACAAUUUCAUUGUCAAACUUGGCCAAUAUUGUCAUUUUUGGAAAACAGCAGGUCUUAUUGUAUCCAAAUAUAGAUUCAAGACCAAAGCAGGGGGAAGGAUUUAAUAAGAAGGCACAGUUCUCUAUUGAAGGUUGUUUCCCACAAUCAAAGGAUGGUAAAACUCAAAUUACUGAUCCUCAUCAUCCUUUGGUCAAAAAGCAUAUCAGAAAGUUGCAUGCUAUACCAAACACUGAUUUCCAGAGCUACGAUCCUGUUACUGGUACUUGGGUCUUUACAUGUGAUCAUGUUUGA